AUGUUGACUACAAAUUUCAACGACGUAUAUUCUCCAUUAAGCAUAAUUUUUAUUUUGUCGCAAAAUUUUCUUAAUGUUCGUUCGUUCAGGCCUGAACCACGCGGGGGGCAUAUGGCGACGCUGGUCAAUAAAAAAAUAAUUUAUAUGGGAGGCUCAAGACCCAUACCCAAAACUUCAUCUGCAUGGACACCAAUUCAUCAGUUCAAUCUAUCAGACGAGGUGUUCUCUUUGGAUCUUUCUUCACCAUUUACCGUUGACUCGCCUCCGUUCACAGAUCUUUCUGCAACUUCAAAGAUGCCAUUCGGUGGGGAGAAGGGAAAAACAGUAUUAGGAACGAGUAGUAUACGAAUUUUCCUUGUCGGAGGGGUUCAGCAGAAUAUGGCAACAUUUGCCUAUAAUGUGACAAAUUCAAGCCUUUGGAUUUAUAAUGUAAAUUCACAAUUAUGGGACGUUCCUGGGCCAGGAACUAAUGGACCACCACUUCCCAUGCGUAGAUCCACUGCAACCGUUAUUGAUAAAAACGGUAUGAUUUACAUAUUUGGCGGAAGGGUGGAGGUGGACACUGGCUCAGACGUCUUCACAAUCUUCGAUGACUUUUUCACAUUUGACACUUUAUUAUUAAAGUGGACAAACCUUACAUCACUUCCGAACCAUCCAUAUAAACGCAGUCAUACAACAACUACUCUAAUGCCUGAUGGAAAAAUUAUUUACAUUGGGGGUGUUACUCAAUCCAUUCCCGGUCAAACUGGAAAUCGUAUAAGCAUGAAUGAAUCUGCUGUAGGGACUGUCGAUCCUCGUGUUGGACACACCAGUAUUUUAGCUCCAGAUAAUUCCACUAUAGUUAUCUUAGGUGGAACACAAAGCUAUGCACUUAAUCAGACUACAGCAUAUCCGGUUUUUGUAUUGCUGGAUGUCAAAUCCGAACCAUUUCAAUAUUCAACCCCUCAACCUUCUGGAUUAAAAUUUAAAUUCGUACUUACAGGCAACAUCACCAACGACGCAGGACCUCCAACUAAUACAUCGGCUGAUGUAUAUCUUAUGGAUCUUUCAAAUUACACGUGGGUUACACGAUUUGACAAUAGUUCUACUUCUACCACUAGUAAUAAUGGUAAAUUGGCUAUUAUUAUUUGUCCUAUUAUAAUUGCCCUUGUCAUUGGCAUAAUAAUAUGCUUCAAACUUUAUGGACGAAAAAUGUAUGAGUCUUCUAUUAAAGUGAUCACUAGACGUACACGCCCAGAACCACUCCCAAAACCACCCCAAGAACCACUUGAAUAA
Cetraspora pellucida is the source of this 1275-nucleotide messenger RNA. NCBI's taxonomy places the organism in Eukaryota, Fungi, Glomeromycota, Glomeromycetes, Diversisporales, Gigasporaceae. The record is from the annotation of a GenBank genome assembly.